AUGAUUGCUACUCCAGGACAACAUAUAGAUACCAGCGGUUGGGGUCAAGAGAACCCUAACGUGCAUACCACCACCGUAAAGGAUUUGCUCAACAACAGUCCCACCAGCAUUGACGGUGGUCUCGGGCCGAUGAUUCCGGGUGUUGCGGUUGGUUCUGAUCCAUCUGGACGUCCCGAUGGAACUAUUCCCCGUGUUGCGGUUGGUUCUGGUGCAUCUCGACGUCCCGAUGGAACUAUUCCAGGUAUUGCGGUUGGUUCUGGUACAUCUCGACGUCCCGAUGGAACUAUUAUCAAUGGCCCCAACGUGCCCGCCCGACCUAUCUUUCUUCCCAACAACGUCGUUCCGACGGGCUUCUCAGACUUCGGAACCUUCUAUCAUACCUUUCAAUACUCCCAACAGAGCUUCUUAAAUGUUGUUUCGCAAUGGCAGACUCCAGGUUUUUCAAUUAACUUGGUCAGGUCACAAUUCAGUUUGUGGAUCAACCAAAUGUACCAAACCGUCUCCUUGUUCCAAGGAGGCUGCGGUAUUUGUGAUUACCGAUACGCUGGACAGUUCCAAGCACUGGCCACCAACCUGCUACGCGACAUCCAAUACGCCUUACAAAUCAUCCAAUUCCAGUAUGGCAGUCUUUGGCGCCAAUUUACAUGUAAGCCGAAUAGAUUAUUAUUCAACGCAUGUGUCAUUAGCCUCCACUCACCAUUUCUCUCGUAG
Molecule: messenger RNA, 711 nt
Organism: Melampsora larici-populina 98AG31
Lineage: Eukaryota; Fungi; Basidiomycota; Pucciniomycetes; Pucciniales; Melampsoraceae
Exons: 4
Coding region: 1-711 (236 amino acids)
Source: RefSeq, a predicted model, not a curated record